Molecule: messenger RNA, 1992 nt
Organism: Uncinocarpus reesii 1704
Lineage: Eukaryota; Fungi; Ascomycota; Eurotiomycetes; Onygenales; Onygenaceae
Exons: 3
Coding region: 1-1992 (663 amino acids)
Source: RefSeq, a predicted model, not a curated record
AUGGAAGAUUCAGCCAGGCAAAAAAAAGGGUUCGGCAAGGUGGUGGUCGCGUUGUCGCGGAGGUGUUUGCGAUGGCCGAAGCGCAGAUUGAUGGUGCUGGUCCGCCGGCGAAAAAAGUCUCAAGUGACUCGAUCGUCGGGAGAGCAUCAACUUGUCAGCGCCAACAACACCAGUCACCACGACCACCACGACGCUAAUGGCAACGCGCUUGAGCACGGGUUAUUAUCAUCUACAGAUACGAUCAUGUCGGUUGCGAAACAAAAGAUUAUAAAUUCGGCCCAGGGUGGUGCGGAGGAGGGGCCGGGGAGCCAGCUACUGAGCGGUGGUGAGUCAUCGGCGGCCAAGGGAGACGAGUCGAGUGCCAACGCGAGCGCGGCGAUGAAUGGUGGAGCCGAGAACAAGAAUAGGAAGAAGCAAGAGGCGAAGGGAGGGCCGGAAGCGAAACAGGGUGCGGAGAAGAAAGAUUCGCAGCAGCAGCAGCAGCAGCAGCAGGGCGAGGGGCCGCCAAAAUUGUCGAAUGCGGAGCUGAAGAAGAGAGCGAAAGCUGAAAAAGCGGCAAGACGAGCGAAGGAGAAGCAGGAGCGGGAGGGGGAGCAGGCAGCGAGUGCUCAGUUGCAGAAUCAACAACAGCAGGCAAAGAAAGGAGGAGGAGGAGGAGGCGGGGCGGGGAAACAGAAGCAGGGUGCGCCGGCAGCGGGGACGAAGCAGGCUGCGCAGCGGAGGGGAUCGGUGCAUGUGCCCGCCGUGGAGUCGAAGAAGAAGAAAAAGAGCGAGAAUGAGAAUAUUGUUGCGGUUUUUGGGCAUCUACCGUGGCAUUCGCGGAGAGCGGGCAUCGCGGGCGUGGGCAAGGAGAUUCACCCGGCCGUGGUGGCUUUGGGGAUGCAAUUGAGGGACUAUGUGAUCUGUGGCAGUUCGGCGAGGUGUGUUGCGACUUUGCUGGCUCUCAGGCGGGUUGUCCAAGCGUAUAUCACACCGAUUGGAACUUCGCUAUCGCGCCAUCUGACGACAUACCUUUCGCAUCAAAUCAAUUACUUGACGACAUGCCGUCCACUCUCGAUCAGUCAGGGGAACGCUAUCCGGGCUUUGAAGUUGGAGAUUACGACAAUUGAUCCGGGCGACUCUGAAGACGAGGCGAAGCAGCAGAUCUACGAUUACAUUGACAACUAUAUCCGUGAAAAAUACACCGUGGCUUCUCAGGUGAUUGCCAACAGUGCUGCAGACAGGAUUAAAGACGGAGAUGUGAUACUUUGCUACGCGGGUAGCAGCGUCGUCCAAAAAGCGCUACUUACGGCUCACGCACAGGGGAAGAAAUUCCGCGUUUCCAUCAUUGAUACCCGACCACUCUUCGAAGGAAGGAACUUUGCGCGCACACUGUCCAAGGCUGGCUUGGAGGUGCAGUAUUCGCUGAUCAAUGGCAUCACAACUGCCAUCAGGGAUGUGACAAAGGUGUUUCUAGGCGCCCAUGCCAUGACCAGCAAUGGGUGUCUCUUCUCGAGAGUGGGCACCGCACUGGUCGCAAUGUCAGCGAAGGAGAGAGUUGGCGGCAUCAACAUUCCCGUCAUCGUGUGCUGCGAGACAGCCAAAUUCACGGACCGGGUCGCCCUCGAUAGCAUCGUCGUGAACGAAAUCGCGGAUGCGGACGAAUUAGUCGCCGUCGAGGCCCCCGAGCAAGUCACAAACCUGUCACCACCCACACCCGCGCCCACUGGCAAGGGCGGAAAAGCUGCUUCCACCGCGUCGAGUGCCACAAAUGCAGACACCGGUUCUAUAGCGUCAUCACUGGGCCCUACGUCGCUCGUGACCGAUCCGAGCCAGCCGUUGCAGAAUUGGCGAGAGAUGAAGAACCUCCAGCUACUGAACAUUAUGCAUGAUGUUACGCCGGCGCAGUAUAUUGACAUGGUGAUUACGGAGAUGGGAAGUCUGCCGCCCAGUGCGGUGCCGAUAGUGCAUCGGAUGAGCACGGAAUCUGAAGAGAAAGACGCGAAACACUAA